AGCAUUUUUAGAAAUUAUUUAAAUCUGCUCCGUGUGCUGCUUGAGAUCGGCUCUUCUUUUCUUUUCUGAUGAAUAUUUUUGGAUGAAUAUUUCUUCGUCAUCGGAGCGAUUCUCGCAAAUAAUUUCGCCAGCCAGUUUUGGUCGCGGUGUUUGCACACGCGCACUUAUGUCAGCCUCUGCCUCUAUCUGUUUAGCAACAUCGUGACGAUGCGCGAUUAUACAUACAUAUAUUAUACGUACAUUGAAUGGUCGAUACACGGCACGACUGAAAUUAUCACGGUACACACGGGUCAACGAGUUAUCGCGAAUACCGAACAGAGCCCGUGAACACAUCGUUGCCUGUCAGUCGGCGGGAAUCAUCGCGAUCGCGCGCACGCAAGUCUAUUAUUACAUAUUUGUCCAGUGCUAGUGAAAAUUAAUAAAUAAUGUAGACUCGAGAAAUUUUCAUUAUGCGAUAUAUUUCGAGAUAGAGGUGUAAACAAGUCGGGGUUGAAUUUGUUAUCAACGCUUUUGGCUGAAGAGCAAAUGGAUUAAAUGGUAUCGGUUAAAAUCGACAACGUAUGUGUGAACUAAGUAAUAGAGUGAAGCUGGAAUGGAAUGUCGUUACCUUUAGUCAAAGUGCACGAAACAUAUGUUUCCGAGGAAAUUAAAAAAUAAAUGAUACCAAUCGAGUUUUUGCAAUGUGGAAAGUGAAUAAUAGAGAACAACUAUUAUAGUGGAGUGGAUUGUGGUUAAGUUUAGUCAAAGUGCAUGAGGAAGUGGCGGUCGAUGAAGAAGACAGGUUCGCUGGUGGAAUUCCCGACGCGCCGCACGUCGAUUGGAAAACGUCAGGAGUCGCCGGGCGAUGUUUUAUCUGGACGGAAGAGACGCCGCCGUCGCGGCGAAAUACGACUCGUCGUCGCUCAACGAGGAGGAGAAUUUCGGCUGGUGGCUGGGCGAUCGGGAGAUACCGUUAUCGCCUAGAUCGAGGAUCCGAAUGAUCAGGGAUCAUCGAUCACCCGAUUCGUUCGCGUCGACGUUGUCCUGCCUCGACUCGGAUGACUCGGACAGCUGCAGUUUCGCGCGUGAUGUGUCGAGGCACGAGCAGGAGAGCGGAAUCUGCGAGAAGAUCGAGCUGAUCUCGUUCGGGGACGAUCUGGAUAUCGAUCCGAUCGAGGGGGACGCCGGUGACAGGAAUAGUUUGCCCGCGACCAUAAGCAGCGAGAUCAAUGAAGAAUGCAUAAAUCCCAGUGCCAGCGUCUGCUACACCCCGGAGAGACUGAUCAGAUCUCAGGAAUACCGGAUACUCACACCGUCUCCUCGCCGAUAUGUCUGCUCCCAGGCGAGAUUCAUCCCGGAGAACGAGGGCAGAGAGUGGAGGUCCCGGCGUUGCCGAAAACGGUUGAACCGUCUCAUCGAUUCCAAGCAAAUCGGUGCAACACAGCUGAGAAUACUUCUGAAUUUACCGAGCACGAAUACGAAGACAUCCAUGCCUGUUUUUGAUCGGCGACAAGAUGCUACCAAUGAUUCUAACACAAUAGGAUUGAACGAUGAUCUUCUAAAGCAUCGAGACUGCAGCGUGCGAAAUAAUGGCAAAUCGGGCUAUGACCAGCUGAACUCCACCUGGGACGACUGCAAGGAUCCAGUCACCCAGCUGUCCUCUCUGGAGGACACUUCCGGGAUACAGAGUUACGAUUGGAGUUUGGAGACCCAGAGCGAUGCGCAAAACACGCCGAUGUGCCUCUGCGAUGAACUGGCGAUCGCAUCAAGGGAUCACGUGAAUCUCGCAAAUAAUCGAAGUACCACCAUCAUUGAAGCGGCAUCUAUUCUCGAAAGUCUUCGAGGCGAUCCCGGUAGGGCAACGGCCCUCCUGGAGGAGGAUCGAUUUUGCGACAGCACAUCCUCUCACGACCAAUUAACCAGACUGGCUCUGGCCAUAGAGACGGACGUGGAAGCACCGGCAGUUCCCGACGAUUCGAAUAAUUGGAUACGCCAUCUCCGCGAUAGAAUAGCACGACUGCAGCUUGCCAAUAAAGAGAUUCACGGAGAUAUACGCGGUUUACGUAUAAAUUUUCAGUGCGAUGAAAAAAAAGCGAUCAAUUUGUCGAGUGAUACAACGAGACUGCUAGAGGACGUUCACGACUUGCGAUAUUUCGAUGACCUGCUGAAACUCCUGGAAGGAGAGCUCGAAAGAAUAUCCAGAAGAAAUUGGCCAUUCAUUCUAGGGCACACUCGAUCUCACGAAGAGAUGAAUCUAAUUAUCUGAUAUUAUGAUCAAAGAUCGCUGUUAAUUUCGAAGAUCAUGACUAUAAUCUUAAAGAUAGUUGCGAAUGGUCGAUGCUCAGGAUAAAAGGAUUUUCUUUGGGAAGAGGAUAGCGUAAAUGAGCGAGUCUCAUGGCCUCUUCUUUUUGAUUUUCCUAAGUAUGAUAUUCAUUCAAAGGAGAGUACCUCUUCUCUCAACUCGAUGACUUAAGUAUCUUUAUAAAAAUAAUGAUCGUGGAAUGAUUACGUUUAAGAUGAAACGUGAGUAAUUUUCUAGAAGAAUCUCUAAGAAUAGUUGUAUGAUAUUUUGAUAUUUAAGAUUAUCGUUAAUCAUGAUUAGCACAAAAUCACAUUAUAAAUUUCUUAAUAUUCUAAAGGAGAUAAUUUCAUUUCUAGAAAAUUUUCAUAAUAUUUUACCGAGCGAAAUAAAUUUUGUGCGCUAAAUAAUUGUCGCGAUAAAACAUGAUUUGUAAUAUACUUCGAACGGAUUUUUUGGUUUUUCCUUUACAGAAUUUCAUUUUUUAAAACGUCGAAAAA
Molecule: messenger RNA, 2778 nt
Organism: Pogonomyrmex barbatus (red harvester ant)
Lineage: Eukaryota; Metazoa; Arthropoda; Insecta; Hymenoptera; Formicidae
Source: RefSeq, a predicted model, not a curated record